Messenger RNA from Peniophora sp. CBMAI 1063, 363 nucleotides. The record is from the annotation of a GenBank genome assembly. Lineage: Eukaryota; Fungi; Basidiomycota; Agaricomycetes; Russulales; Peniophoraceae.
AUGGAUGAACGGCGUACUUCCGCAAUCGACAGCCCGGUCGACGACGGGCAUCUAGCUCUCCCUGCUGCGUACGCCAUCGAGCCUUCGGCUGGAGGACUUGAGGCCUUGAUGAUUCGGGUUACACGCGGACAUUGUACUACUGUACUUAGCGGCGCUUUGGCAGGCUCAUCAAAGGCUCCCGACGACGCGGCAUCUCCUCGCGCGUCGCGGAAAUAUGUGCUUUCCAACUUUGGGCCCCGACCGCCACCAUCACCACCAAUAUAUUUCUUUCUUUCAACUGAGUACACGAGCAAGGAUCCCGACGAUCAAGACCCCGCGAAGCCCUCGCAUCCUUUCAGACAAGCUGGCACGUCGCCGACUUAA